Ceutorhynchus assimilis (cabbage seed weevil) is the source of this 1782-nucleotide messenger RNA. Lineage: Eukaryota; Metazoa; Arthropoda; Insecta; Coleoptera; Curculionidae. The record is from the annotation of a GenBank genome assembly.
UUUAUUAGAAGCUGGAUAAAGAUGUGGUGGUCAAUAAUUGUUUUGACAAUUUUUUCAAGUCUCGUCAGCGGCAAUCCUAUAAGCGACGACGCCGUUCUCGAAUUGUCCGUGAUUCAUUUCAAUGAUUUCCAUGCAAGAUUUCAAGAAAUUAGUAAAUCCGCAGGAACCUGCACAAACCCAACGUCCUGUAUAGGAGGCUUUUCUAGGCUGUACCAGCAAAUACAAACUUUGCUGGCAGAACAACCCGACUCUGUGUUGCUCAGUGCAGGCGAUAACUUUCAGGGAACGUUGUACUAUACAGUAGGAAAAUGGAAUAUCACUCAGGAGUUUAUGAAUAAAUUACCUCUCGCUGCUACGGUCCUUGGAAAUCAUGAAUUUGAUGAUGGUAUUGACGGAAUUGUUCCUUUUCUUAAAAGUAUGACUACCCCAGUGAUUUGUUCUAACAUCGAUGAUGCUGGAGAACCGGAUAUUCAAGGAACUUACAAGAAAAGUGUUGUAAUUGAAAGGAAUGGCAAGAAAAUUGGUAUCAUCGGUGUCCUUUAUAGCGAAACUAAUACGAUUUCAAGUUCAGGAAAUUUGGUGUUCUUGCCAGAAUCGGCCAGUGUCAAUGCUGAAGCUGAACGUUUAGUAAAAGAAGAAGGUGUAUUCACAAAUAUAGUUUUAUCUCAUGUAGGUUACGAUAUCGAUCAGCAAAUUGCUGCAAAUGCUACUGGAAAAAUUGGUCUUAUCGUUGGAGGUCAUUCAAACACUUUCUUGUAUACCGGAGACAAUCCACCUGGCCCGGACACUCCUGCUGGACCAUAUCCAACAAUAGUCCAAAGUACAGCCGGUAAAAAUGUGCAUAUUGUUCAAGCCUCAGCCUACACCAAAUAUUUGGGUAACAUUAAAGUUAGCUACAAUAGUGAAGGUGACGUUGUUGCUUCCAAUGGUGCACCGAUUUAUUUGGAUAACAGUCUACCUAAAAAUGCCGAAAUCGACGCAGCCCUAGCACCAUGGACCGCCCUUGUUGAAGCUCAAGGGUCAGUGGUUCUUGGUUCCACGUUGGUCACAUUAUCAAAAAGUGAUUGCUUUUCCAAAGAAUGCACUUUGGGUAAUUUUAUAACUGACGCUUUUGUUUUUGCUUACACUCAACAUGCAGAUAACGGUUCCUGGACUAGAGCACCGAUUGCUUUCAUGAACUCUGGCGGUAUUCGUACUGAUAUUCAAGUUGGAAAUAUUACCUAUAGUGAUCUUAUUCUGGCUCAACCAUUUGCAAACACUGUAGAUUAUGGAGAGUUACAGGGUGUUCACCUCAAAGCGCUUCUUGAACAAGCUGGUAGAGCUUUCAAUAAUCAAAGACUCAUGUCCGAGUUGAGCUUGUUACAAGUUUCUGGGAUCCACGUCGUCUACAACAUAUCAAAGCCCAUAGGUGAACGUGUGGUAGAUGUUAAAGUGCGUUGUCAAAGAUGUGAAAUCCCUGUCUAUGAAGAUUUAGAUUUGGAAGCUGUUUAUAGCAUAGUAGUUCCAUCGUUCUUAGUAGGAGGUGGUGAUGACUUUACAGCUCUAACAGAUAAUUUGAAAAAUCUUAUAAUUGGACAAACCGACACUGAUAUUUUUAGAGAAUAUCUCAAAAACAGAUCGCCGAUUUUCGAAGAGGAACAAGGAAGGAUUACAGUGAUUAGUGAUCACAAAAUUGAGACCAGAGGAUUUGAAUAAAACAAUAAUAUAUAAUUUCAAAUAAAUUCAACUAUAUUUACUAAUAAGUGUUUUAUGAAAAUCCUGAAAUGGCAUCUCUAUGAAAAG